Cryphonectria parasitica EP155 is the source of this 1189-nucleotide messenger RNA. RefSeq lists its product as uncharacterized. Lineage: Eukaryota; Fungi; Ascomycota; Sordariomycetes; Diaporthales; Cryphonectriaceae. The record is from RefSeq and is a predicted model, not a curated record. Bases 731 to 1081 code for a protein of 116 amino acids. The transcript has a single exon.
GCAAGUCGGUAGGACUCGAUUUUCACCUAACCGAUAAUACUCCACUACUCCUACAACUGCUACUCAGACCUUCAAAUCCCUAUGGAGCACAUCGACUACAGCGUCCGCACCAGGACCUCCCUUAACAAUAUACUCACACGACUACAUCCUCAUCGUCACCUUUGAUGACGGCAACGGCAUAGGAGACUUGAUGGGAUAGAAAGGCCAUUUGCGUCUUGACGACAUUUUCGUUAUUCUCGAUAUUUGGCCAUCAUACCCCUGAAUCAAAUUGUGGUUCAAUACGGAUAGGAGCAUGGCGAAGGGUUUACAAAAGCAGCCGAGGAUUCUUACUCGGUUUUUCUUGUUCGAAAUGCUUUGAUUUCGCUUUUCGUGUUUUUGAUCGGCGUCUUUGGCGUGUCACUGGCGCGCAGUCGUAUAUACGGUUGGCGUAAGGGCGUCCGUUCUUUUUUCUCGUUUUGAAAGGCGGUUUCGGUCAUGGAGUUGGGCAGGUGGUCACUUCCAGACAGGUGUCUCGGGGUGUCACGGGAGCCACAUCGGUUUAAGGAGUCGGUCGGCCUUUAUUACCUUUUGUUGUUUGACUGAGGCGUGGCCAGAGGUAAGUUGUGGCCGCGGUGAGCAUGCCAUACACUGACGGUAUCAUGUCUGCCGAAGAAUGGUGCAGGAUAUCCCCUGAAAUGGGUACGGGCGGUUGUGGUGUGUUAUACUACGACGUGUCUCUUUGAGAGAUGAUAUGGGAGGCGAGGCGCCGAGGAGGCGAACGGGAGGCGGCGAAUGGGGACAAUUAAUGGGCCGCACUGGGGUGAAAGUGCGUGUCCAGGCAGGGUUCAACAACCUUCUACUGACGACAAUUUUCGCUCGUCUGGCUAUGGCUUUUCACUGUCGAUGGAACCCUGGUGCUAGACGGCGUGUGCUUCCACUCAUGCACGAACAAUUUUGGCACUCUUGGCAACGUCUUGCUGUCUUGAGCACGAUCAGCAUCUUCACGCGCGGAACGCGAGCUCUUCCUUCACAUCAUCGAUGGCUCUCCAACGGGUCCGUCUCGACCGCAAUCCAGUUCGAGCCCACAUUCAUGGCCUAUUGAAUCCCAUCGCCAUGAAGGUACCGAUUUGGAAAAAUCAGGCGAUGAGGAUGGAGCAAGAAGUCUCCCUUAUAACACAAUCCAAAAGAGAAAAAGAAGAAAAAAAGAAGG